UUAUCGUCGAUCCCCCCUGGAAACUGUAGGCGGCGGUCCGCGAGGGUCGAUUCCGAUGAUGGCCGGCGACGACGACCUCGCCGCCCUGCGCGAGCAGAUCGCCCUCACAUCCUCCGCCGCCAUCUCCGCCUCCGACCUAGAUCACGCCUUCCAACUCCAACUCGCCGAGGCCAUCCAAGCCUCCCUCCUCGUCUCCGGGCCCAAUGCCGCCGCCGCCUCAUCUUCGUCGCAAGCCGCCCCCGCGCUCCCCGUCCCCGAGUCCUCCUCGGACGCCGCCUACGCCUUCGCGGUCCAGGCCGCCAACCUCGCGCGCGCCGAGCAGGACCGCCGCGACGCCGAGGCCUGCCGCGCCGCCCACGCCCGGGCCGCCGCCUCCGCCCGCGUCGCCGCGCACGACGCCCUCUUCGCGCGCGAACUCGCCGCCAUCCCGGAGGACCAGUGGGCCCACGACGGCGACUACUUCGAGCGCCCCCUGGAGUCGGACAAGUCGCACCGCCCGCUCUUCCGCGUCUUGUCCAAGGGCAUGGCGAGCAGGGAGGUCGUUGGCCCGCGGGACCGCGACCCCAGCGUCGCGGUGCUCGCGGCGGCUAUCUGCGGGCCGCAGGGGGAGGUGUUGCUCAGGAUACACAAGCCGGUGGAGCGCUUUGUGGGCGGCCGCAUGAUAGUCGAGGUGAUGGCGCUCAUGGAAGGCCUCGACGCCGCGCUGGGGCUGGGCAUCCGCAGCGUCACCAUCGUCACCGGUUACCGGCCGCUGUACAACCAUAUGCUUGGGAUCUGGCGUCCAUCAGGGAGGAAUCUGGCAGAUAUGAUCAAUCAGGUUCUGUCAGUGCGAAGGAAAUUCGAUCAGUGCGCAAUUUCACUUGUUGAGCCAAGCCAAGUCAGUUAUGUGGUUAAAUUGGCAACAGAUUCAAUAACUGUUCUGAUUACCAAAGCCCGUGCUGCCAAUGCUAACAUGGCGAAAAGAGAGAAUUGCACUAUCUGCAUGGAAGACACUGACAUUACCAAAAUCCAUAUGGUUGAAGGUUGUGCACAUCGCUUUUGCUUCUCCUGCAUGAAGGAGCAUGUGAAAGUUAAGCUACUCAAUGGAAUGCUCCCAGGUUGCCCACAAGGUGGUUGCACCACAAAGCUAACUGUGGAGGGUUCAAAGAUAUUCCUGUCACCACGGCUGUUAGGGAUCAUGGUGCAACGUGUGAGGGAAGGGCAAAUUCCUCCAAAUCAAAAGGUUUACUGUCCAUAUCCCAAGUGUUCAGCAUUGAUGUCCUUGAAAGAAGUGAUGCAUCCAAUGCAAGAAUCCAGCUCAAAUUACACGGCUACUGAUGCAGCCACGUUGAGGAAGUGUGUGAAAUGCAGGGGAUCAUUCUGCAUCAACUGUAAGGUCCCGUGGCAUGAUAGGAUGACUUGCUAUGACUACAAGAGGAGGUACCCCCAUGCUCGUCCAGAAGAUGCAAAGUUACAGAACCUUGCGCGGCAACGUUUGUGGCGCCAAUGUGUGAAAUGCAAGCACAUGAUUGAACUUGCGGAGGGAUGCUAUCACAUGAUCUGCGUGUGUGGCUUUGAGUUCUGCUACACAUGUGGGAAAGAAUGGAAGGAGAAGAAAGCAACCUGCUCCUGCCCGCUGUGGGACGAACACAACAUCAUCAGGGAGGUCGAUGAGGAUGAUGAUGAUUAUGAGGAAGAUGAGGACGAUGUUUACUUCUAGGCUGAUGUGGAGAAGUUUCUAUUGAUGCAACCACUGCAUCAUCUUCCAAAGUUUUAGUAUCAAGUGUUGUUAGUUGGAACUAGUCGUUUAUCCAGUUGCUUUUUAUUUGGGCCAUGCAUAAUACAUUAGGGUGGCAUGCCUAUUUGCAGUAUAAUACUUCUAUAUAUAAAUUAUGAAUGACUAUUACCUCGCAGUGAACACCAAAAAUACUACUGCUGCUUAUGUGUAA
Panicum hallii is the source of this 1928-nucleotide messenger RNA. RefSeq lists its product as uncharacterized. Bases 56 to 1699 code for a protein of 547 amino acids. Gene Ontology annotation, cellular component: cytoplasm; ubiquitin ligase complex. NCBI's taxonomy places the organism in Eukaryota, Viridiplantae, Streptophyta, Magnoliopsida, Poales, Poaceae. Gene Ontology annotation, biological process: positive regulation of proteasomal ubiquitin-dependent protein catabolic process; ubiquitin-dependent protein catabolic process; protein polyubiquitination. The transcript has 3 exons. Gene Ontology annotation, molecular function: RNA-DNA hybrid ribonuclease activity; ubiquitin protein ligase activity; nucleic acid binding. The record is from RefSeq and is a predicted model, not a curated record.